GAAGUAAUACUAUUACUUCGUGGCUGACAGCUCGGGAGGUAGGUUGGUGACGUUUGUGUGUUGUGUGUGAGAAUAAUAAUGUGUGCGCUGCCAGACGCGAAUUGAACGUUUGAAAAUACUGAUGUAGAUCGAUGUGUAACUUACGGUAAUAAAUUGUUGAAGAUAAGUCAUUGUUGAAAUGGAGCUGUUCCGUACUGAUACGCAUUUCAUAUUCGUCAAAGAGCAGCACAGCCUGUGGUGUGACAAGUUGACUGGUGAAUUUACUGCUAGAUCAGACUGGGAAUGGGCGACAGCCGUUGAUCCGGAAUGUCUUGGUACAUUCUACGGAGUAAUGGGAAAAAUCGAACAGGCUUCUGUUUUGGACUCUCGUAUAAUGUUGAUAAAGGAGGUUGAACCUGUUGGCGAGCUUCACGGUGGGCACGUCGUUUUCAAGAUCAAGUCAGUUGCGUUUUUGCCACUAGGAAUUGACAGUACAGAUAUCGGCCUACUGCCUUGCAAGAAGCAUCAAAAUUUACCGCGAAAGAAAGGCCAGGGAGGACUGUUCGACAUACCGCAAAAAGCCAGCUUCGCAAAGACCUGGGGCUCCAUCAAGAGCGCAACAAACACGAUAAAAAACACAACACAGCAAGCUGCCGCCUUGGCUACGUCACAGGUGAAAAGUACCGUGAUUAAGAGAAGUAGCAGCAAAGAGAGGGAAAAAUUUGAAAAACGUAUACUCGAUGAGCUCAGCAAAAUAUUUAUGGAAACAGAUUCUUUCUUCUUUUGUCGAACUGGCGACAUCACCAAUACUCUUCAGAGACAGUCUGCACAAAGGGAGUUAGGCAAGGGUAGCUGUGACAGGAGCAAACCGCUCUGGCAAAGAGUUGAUGACAGAUUUUUUUGGAACAAGCACAUGCUUCAGGACAUCAUCAACUUAAACAGUGAAAAGGCAGACUGUUGGAUAUUGCCCAUUAUCCAAGGCUAUGUGCAAAUCGAGCAGUGCAAGGUCGAGAUCGGUUAUGACUGUCAGCAACAGUUCGAGAUUUUCAAUCUUGCAAUUAUAUCCAGAAGAAGCAGAUUCAGAGCUGGAACCAGAUAUAAACGUCGCGGCGUAGACGAUGAGGGAAAGUGUGCUAAUUACGUUGAAACGGAACAAAUGGUUUGGUAUCACGAUCAUCAAGUAUCCUUUGUACAGGUGCGUGGAAGUGUUCCUGUAUUCUGGUCGCAACCAGGAUACAAGUACAGGCCGCCACCCAGAAUAGAUAAAGGAGAGGCUGAGACACAAGUUGCGUUUGAGAAACAUUUCAAAGACGAGCUUUCUCUCUAUGGGCCAAUUUGUGUAAUAAAUCUGGUCGAACAAACUGGGAAAGAAAAAAUUAUAUGGGAGGCUUACAGCAAUCAUCUUUUGAUGUUUGAUCAUCCUGAUUUGACCUACGCUACAUUUGACUUUCACGAAUACUGUCGAGGGAUGCAUUUCGAAAACGUAUCAAUACUCAUCGGUUCAUUGGCUAAUAUCAUAUCGGAAAUGGGAUACUGCUGGCGAGACAAGCAGGGCACAAUUUGCACCCAGACAGGCACGUUUCGCGUUAACUGCAUAGACUGCCUGGACAGGACAAACGUUGUUCAAACCGCCUUGGGAAAGGCGGUCAUGGAAAUGCAAUUUACAAAGCUGGGAUUAAUACCACCGGAAGGAACACUACCCGCCAAUAUUCGCCAGACCUUUCAGCUACUCUGGGCGAACAACGGUGACAUUAUAAGUAAACAGUACGCCGGCACCAACGCUCUCAAGGGUGAUUACACGAGGACUGGGGAAAGAAAGUUCACUGGACUGAUGAAGGAUGGAAUGAACUCUGCGAACAGAUAUUUUCAACAACACUUUAAGGAUGACCUGCGUCAGGCAGCUAUUGACAUCCUCCUAGGCUAUCCAAUCCUCAUUGACGAACUCAAGAGAGAUUGGUCUGACUACUUAGACAUCAUUGACAAUUGCAGUCGCGAAUUAAUACCCAUACAACCGCCACCCAUAGAGUUAAUCAUCGCCAAUUGGCCAGAAUUUUUAUACGCUAACGCCAUGUACCACUUAGGCAGAUACUAUUUGAAUCGAUUCAAAGAUGUCUACAGGCAGGCGACAAUUGACAUGAUGUUAGGAAAUGCAGUUUCCGAAGAAAUAUUCCAGGAACGAAAUGACGAAGAAGAUAAUGCAGCAACCGCCGAUCAUGUUAAGUUGCUUAUUGAGGACUGCAAAAAACUUCUUAUUCCAGAUCCAGAAUUUAUUCUUGGAAGUUGGGGACUCAUAGACGCAGACCCGGUAACUGGCGACCCUACGGAAACUGACAUGGAUACAAUACUUAUCCUUACGCGGGAUAGCUACUACGUUGCUGACUAUGACGAUCAGAUUGAUAAGGUGACGAACUACCAGCGGGUAUCAUUGGCUGACAUUACACUAGUCGAGUUUGGCCAGCCUGAGAACACUGUUUCGCUGUUUAAGAAUAAACAACACCACUGUGUACGAAUUAGUUACAAGGUGAAUGGCGAAGUGGGCUUUUUUCACAUGUUUCGAUCAACAAAUCUGAGGUUCUUCAACAACAUGGCUGUAGUGAUAAAAACCGAAGAGGAAACUGUAGAAUCUCUAAGGGCUAUCUGCGAGGCGAUAUCUGUUGCAAUGGAGAUCGCCGAGUUACCCAAUAUUCCUGUUGCUAUGAACGUCAUGCUGGACAGACGACGAAGCAAAUUAGUACACUCAAAGGGCUCUACUGGACUCUUGGACAUCUCAUCGCUUCCGGAAUUAACGAGGAACGUGUCCGAGACGCAAUUGUUAGCUCUAAAAAGUGCAGGGACAAAAGCUCUGAGCAACAUGACUGAGCAAUUCAGUAAACUGAAUAAACUGAGUCACAGUUUCAAUGCGAAGAGGCCGAUAGAUAUAGCGAAAAGUUUGGAACGAAAACUGGACGGAUCCUCAUCUAAGCCCAUUUUCACUGUGGGAAAUCGUGACAUAGAGGGAAAUUCGAACAGGAAAUCGAUCAAUAGUAACAGCAGCAGUGAGGAUGACGCGAACGCUGAAGUUUCUCCCGAUCAGAUUCAGUCGAAGAAUCGGGACCAGAGUUUUGUGCGGGAUCAGAGACUUCCGGAAGCCUACAUGCCGACGGUGGGAAUUGUAAUGGGAGUGAAGAACGAAGAAAAAAGCGGACACGGAAAAAACCAGGCCAACGAAUCGUUGGGUAGAAAUGUUCACAGCGCUUCGUAUCUGGAGGAAAAUCCUGACGUGGAGCCAAUCGUAGAUAGACUGAACCUUAUAUCGACGUCAAAGUCCGGAGCGAGUACGCUGAGUCCUUCGCCACAGAAAACUGCCGCCAACACACCCGAGAUUACGAUUCAGGCUGUCGGCGAAGGUUGCAUUGAAGACAAGGAGAAAGUCACACCUCCCAACACUUUGAAUCUUUCUAAAAACAUCAGUCAUUCGUCGGGUGAAGUCGACAACAACGCGAUGCGCCAAAAUUCCCCAGCUAACACUCUGUUCAAUGAUGAAACUCACAGUAGAAUGCAGGAUAAGAAGAGAGCGAACUCCGAGCAGGAUUUGACCCUUAAUAUCACUUCGUCUCAGAGCGAAUCGGCUCUCAAAUCAAUUCGAAGCAAUAUCGUAAAUAUCGCAAACGUUACCAGUCCUGUCGCAGUUUCGGCUAAAGAUAUUCUAUCACCGUUCUCGAAGUUCGCUAAAGGCGUGCAAAACUUGGGAGCCAAUCUGGACCCCAGAAAAUUGAAACAGGGUCAGGCUGGUAUGCCCAGAAAUUUGUCCGACCAUCACCUUGAGCAGCAACAGAGGCUACGGGAGAGAUGGGGGAAAUGUAAGUCGAGGUUGAUAGCUUUGUAAAUUCUGAAUUGAGAUAUGGAGCUGAUUCGGCAAUGCGGAGAGUUCAGAAAUACAUCGUGGGUAUAUUGCAAAUAUCGCAUAGAUCCGAGUUUUAUCUAGAACUGCCUUACAUUUCACGAGUGACGGAAAACCCAGGGAGGUAGAAAAAUUCAUAUUUAACGCUGCUGAUGAACUUUAAAGUUUGAUUCUCGUUUUGAGAGAAAACUUAUCAUCGAAAAAUUGGUGCAAUCGUCGGUAAUAAAUUUUACGCUGUAACGUAAUUUGUAGUAUCGUAUAAAAAAAAAAAAAAAAAAAUGGACAGAACGAUGUAAAGAAAUGAAGUUAAGUGUUAGAGAUGAUUAUUGACCACUAGUUAGGGUAGUUCGGUUAUUACUAUUUAUUGAUACGUAACGUAACGGCCUUAUUGACAGUAAGAUCAUUUGCGCUUUCCAAUUAAUCGUCCAUAACGUUUUAGUGGUUUACUAAUGCAUAUGGAUUAGGUGUAAACUGAUUAACAUAAAAAUGUUCAAUUUUCGUGCGAAUUGAUGUCCGUAUCCAAAGUCGUAUUUGUAGUUCUUUAAAAAAAGAAAAACAGCUUACACAAGUGCUCGCAUGAAAUGAACUUGCGUAUGUCAUAAUAAGGCAUUUACUGUCUAUUUAGCAAUAAAAAAAGCAUGACAACGAAGUUUUAAUGAAAAAAAAAAAGAACCAAAAAAAUUUACUAUUUCAAGACGACAGUAAGACGCGUCGGUUACUUGUUAGGCUGAAAUUUUACUCUCAAACUAUUUAUUUAUCCCUUAUCAUAUGCGAUAUUUUAUUUAUUUAAUUCCACAUUAAACCGCGUUGCUGAAUUGGCUUGGUUAUCAAAUGUAAGGAGGUGAAGUAAUCUUUUGAUGUAUACAAUAGUUUUAGAAAAUAGCCUGUAGAUACACAUAUUUACAAGCGAAAUACAAAGAGUCAAUUCUUUCCUACGUGUGAAUAUUUUAGGGGGAACAAAAAAAAAAAAAAUGAUUUCAUAUUUAUUUUAAACGCACUUAGAGAUUUUCUAUAAUUAUAUACGAUGAUAUUUACCAUGACUGUAGUAAUUAUACGUGUAACAUUCCAUUUACAUUGGCUGUGGGCAUUUUUCACGUCAAAUCAACAAUUCAUUAUGCAAUUGUCAGCUCAGUCUCUGCAAUUCUAAGAACAGACUUCUGACAAUAUUCGAUAAUUUGACUCGGAAUAUGCCUACUUCUAACUUCCAUAGGACAGAUUCAAUCCAAAUAUAGAUUUAUAAUCGAGUAAUAUCCAUUGCAGAAAUCUCAAACAAUUAGAUAUUUACGAUGAAAGUGCAAGAGAAAUUGAAUCAAGUUUACAAUACUAGGUAGGAAAUAUCUUAAAAACUAGUACAGUGGCCAAAUGAGAUUACAUUUAGCAGAUAUCCAAUGAUUGCAAAGACACGGAGAUAUUAUUAUGGAUAAUUUUUUUUCUUUUUAACAUAUACACGUAUUUGAAUCUACUUAUAUUGUAAUUGACGAUUGAAUUAUGAAUUAGUUUUGGCAAACGCUUUACAUAUUUAUUAGUAAAUAUAAUUAUAAAAUAUUGUUUGUCGACUAGGAACAAAUACAUUCUUUGACAUAACGUCAAUGUCAGGUUAUCUUUUUAACUUGAUGCAUCAUUGAGGCUUGCAAUUGAUAUUUUUACUAGAUUGCAAUUAGAAUUGAGAGGGGGAGGAAAUUACAGAAACCUUGUAGUCAAUUAUGUACAUAACAUAUUAUUACGCGCUCAUAUCGUUACAGACAAAGUAUUUGUAUAGUCAAAUUGCAAAUUAACAUACGAUUGAGUAAUUGAAUUAUGUAGCAAAGUAUACAUAUAGUGAUUUAGCAAAAGAGAACAAUCACAUGAGUCACACUCUGCAGUGAAAUCUUUAAAACCCCGUGUCGUUAAGUUUUAAUAGAAUCUUAUAAGAAAAAAUCUUGAACCAAAUACUAAAUCGCUUCAUUAAAUUUUUAACAGAGCUUUGAUAGAUGAUUCACAGCAAUUCCUUUUCAUUUCUCUAUCCGUUUUUCAUAUCAUCUAAUUCGUAAUCACACGUCGUGCAAUUUGCCAGAUCCAUAUUUAUCAUAUUGAAUUAUAGAUAUUUAUAAUAGUUUGCUUUGAUAUAUAUUAUUUUAACACGAUUAUUUUUCGAGAACUUUAAGUCACCGGGCAAGUUUUAUAUCACUGACGUACAAAUAAUUUUGCUUAUUAAGAAAACAAAACGGAAAGACAAGAAAGAAUUGAUAUUAUAGUUUUGUCCCAAUCACCGUAAAUGUAAUAAUCGAUAAUCGAAGCUCUGGGUUUGGCAUUAUUAGGUAUAGAUUUAUUCCAUGUAAGCUGGCUGCCUGCAUCAUAACCAAGUAUUAUUAUUGAGUUUAAUUUAACUUAAUUUAGAUUGUAAAAUAAUGUAAAAUCGUGCACUAAUAUGUAGCAGAUCAGUAUUAAAAAUCUGUAUCAAUGUCGGUGUAUUACAAGAUUACAAAUUCUAUUAUGCAUAUAGUGGAAAACGAAAAAUGAAAUUAAAACCGGUUCCUGACAGCCUACCAAAAAAUUUUCUCUUCCAUUCUUAACGAUAAUUGAAGAUUGAUUCUCUGUUUUUCUCAAUUUCUUAAACCCACGAAGGGGAAAAUUUUUGGUAAUGUACGUCUCGAAAUCGAUUUUAUUCACGUAAACUUUGUGCAAAUAUACGGCUACAAAAUACAGAAACACACAGUAUCUAUGGA
Neodiprion virginianus is the source of this 6564-nucleotide messenger RNA. It is a transcript of the gene sp3, whose product is annotated as phosphatidylinositide phosphatase SAC2. The record is from RefSeq and is a predicted model, not a curated record. Gene Ontology annotation, cellular component: early endosome; clathrin-coated endocytic vesicle. NCBI's taxonomy places the organism in Eukaryota, Metazoa, Arthropoda, Insecta, Hymenoptera, Diprionidae. The coding region runs from base 179 to 3844 and encodes 1221 amino acids. Gene Ontology annotation, molecular function: phosphatidylinositol-4-phosphate phosphatase activity. The transcript is spliced from 13 exons. Gene Ontology annotation, biological process: regulation of endocytic recycling; phosphatidylinositol dephosphorylation.